CGCCUGCGGGCCAAGAGGCGGGGAGCGACGGUCACUCCCCUCUGCUACCCAGAGUACUUGGGAGGGGACGGGGAGCGCCCCGGAAAGCAGGGCCCCCAAGCGAGGAGUGCUUCUUCGCCGCGCAGCUUGAAGUUCUUGAAGUUCCUUGUGGCAGCACCGCCCCGGGGCAGCGGCGUGACCUGGGGCUGCAGGAACCUUGAACUCCUAGCUCAGCGGGCCCGGGUGACCGCGGGCGGGACUCUCCCGCGCGCGGGGGCGGGGCUCCCCCCGGCUUUUCACGCAGCGGCCACAGCGACCUAAGAUGGUGUCCUCUAGGCGUCCCAAGACGGCUUCCUGAGGGACUGGAGGGCCCCGACAGCCGGAGAGCCUGCCACGCUCCUGGGCCGGCGCAGGUAGGAUGGCGGGGAGCCUGAACGUUUCGAACUCCAACGGCCGAAGCACAGCUAAGUACCUCACGGAACUGAACAAAUGUUUGUGGGAGGACGCCGAAAAGGCGGGGAGGCGGGGCUGGCUCGCAGCCACCCUCUCGCGACAUCUAAGUGACGUCGCACAGUAAGCACGUGUUCUAGUCUUUCACCUUCAGUCAGCCUCCUCCUUUAUACGGGCCUACCCCUUUAAGCAAGUGAUGGACAGUUAUUUCAGCCUAUCAACUUCCUUGCGGACAUCCAAUCAGAUUUAAACUUCUUUUAGCCGCCGGAGGAGUUGGGAAAAGGGGGUCGAAAGAGGGAGCUCACCCUCUCUCGCGAUAUCGCUGUGAGGCUGCCUCUGGAAAAAACGCUGAAGCGGAUGGCCCGACCUCCUAAAUAGUGGUUUAAAGGACGGGUUUAUAAGCCAAUGAAAGGGAUGAGGAGGUGGGGUUGCUGCUUUCACCGAGUAAGAAGUACCGUUACAGGGCAGACUUUUCGUCCAAUGAAGACCUCCAGACUUUGGGUCACAUGACCGUAGAGUGCUAGGGGCGGAGCUACAGCCUGGCGCGAGGAACCGUUAAGAUAGACAACAAAUAUAACCAAUGAGAUGCUCUGACUAGGGCUUUGGAAACCCAAUAACAGUGGUUGGGCGGGCGCCUUCCUGGAGCGCGGGGAGAUGUAAAGAUAGACAAAUAAUUUUUCCAAUGAGACUGUAGAAGAGAGAGCCAAUUGGCCAAUGAGGACUGCGGGGCGGGAUUCUGGGCCGCGGCGGAGUCCAAGAUGGCGGCGUGCGGUUCCGCUGUGUGAAACGAGCGCGGGGUGGCGGGUUAAUCACCUCAGCGGAGACGACCUCCGACGACCCGCAACAAUGAAGGGGAAAGAGCGCUCGCCAGUCAAGGCCAAACGCUCCCGUGGUGGUGAGGACUCGACUUCCCGCGGGGAGCGGAGCAAGAAGUUAGGUGGCUCUGGUGGCAGCAACGGGAGCAGCAGCGGAAAGACAGAUAGCGGCGGCGGGUCGCGGCGGAGUCUGCACCUAGACAAGUCCAGCAGCCGAGGUGGCAGCCGCGAGUAUGACACCGGUGGGGGCAGCUCCAGUAGCCGCUUGCAUAGUUAUAGCUCCCCGAGCACCAAAAAUUCCUCAGGCGGGGGCGAGUCGCGCAGCAGCUCCCGGGGUGGAGGCGGGGAGUCACGUUCCUCUGGGGCCGCCUCCUCAGCUCCCGGCAGUGGGGACGGCGGGGAAUACAAGACUCUGAAGAUAAGCGAGUUGGGGUCCCAGCUGAGUGACGAAGCGGUGGAGGACGGCCUGUUUCAUGAGUUCAAACGCUUCGGUGAUGUAAGUGUCAAAAUCAGUCAUCUGUCGGGUUCUGGCAGCGGGGAUGAGCGGGUAGCCUUUGUGAACUUCCGGCGGCCGGAGGACGCGCGGGCGGCCAAGCAUGCCAGAGGCCGCCUGGUGCUGUAUGACCGGCCUCUGAAGAUAGAAGCUGUGUAUGUGAGCCGGCGCCGCAGCCGCUCCCCUUUAGACAAAGAUACUUACCCUCCAUCAGCCAGCGUGGUCGGGGCCUCUGUAGGUGGUCACCGGCACCCUCCUGGAGGGGGUGGAGGCCAGAGAUCCCUUUCCCCUGGUGGCGCAGCUUUGGGAUACAGAGACUACCGGCUGCAGCAGUUGGCUCUUGGCCGCUUGCCCCCUCCACCUCCGCCACCAUUGCCUCGAGAGCUGGAGAGAGAGAGAGACUACCCCUUCUACGAGAGAGUGCGCCCAGCAUACAGUCUUGAGCCAAGGGUGGGAGCUGGAGCAGGUGCUGCUCCUUUCAGAGAAGUGGAUGAGAUUUCACCCGAGGAUGAUCAGCGAGCCAACCGGACGCUUUUCUUGGGCAACCUAGACAUCACUGUCACCGAGAGUGAUUUAAGAAGGGCGUUUGAUCGCUUUGGAGUCAUCACGGAAGUAGAUAUCAAGAGGCCUUCUCGCGGCCAGACUAGUACUUAUGGCUUUCUCAAAUUUGAGAACCUAGAUAUGUCUCACCGGGCCAAAUUAGCAAUGUCUGGCAAAAUUAUAAUUCGGAAUCCUAUCAAAAUUGGUUAUGGUAAAGCUACACCCACCACCCGCCUCUGGGUGGGAGGCCUGGGACCUUGGGUUCCUCUUGCUGCCCUGGCACGAGAGUUUGAUCGAUUUGGCACCAUACGCACCAUAGAUUACCGAAAAGGUGAUAGUUGGGCAUAUAUCCAGUAUGAAAGCCUGGAUGCAGCACAUGCUGCUUGGACCCAUAUGCGGGGCUUCCCACUUGGUGGCCCAGAUCGACGCCUUAGAGUAGACUUUGCCGACACUGAGCAUCGUUACCAGCAGCAAUAUCUGCAGCCUCUGCCCUUGACUCAUUAUGAGCUGGUGACAGAUGCCUUUGGACAUCGGGCACCUGACCCUUUGAGGGGUGCUCGGGAUAGGACACCACCCUUACUGUACAGAGAUCGUGAUAGGGACCUUUAUCCUGACUCUGAUUGGGUGCCACCCCCACCCCCAGUCAGGGAACGCAGCACUCGGACUGCAGUUACUUCUGUGCCUGCUUAUGAGCCACUGGAUAGCCUGGAUCGCAGGCGAGAUGGUUGGUCCUUGGACCGGGACAGAGGUGAUCGAGAUCUGCCUAGCAGCAGAGACCAGCCUAGGAAGCGAAGGCUGCCUGAGGAGAGUGGAGGACGACAUCUGGAUAGGUCUCCUGAAAGUGACCGCCCACGAAAGCGUCACUGCGCUCCUUCUCCUGAUCGCAGUCCAGAAUUGAGCAGUAGUCGGGAUCGUUACAACAGCGACAAUGAUCGAUCUUCCCGUCUUCUUCUCUUGGAAAGGCCUUCUCCAGUCAGAGACAGACGAGGUAGUUUGGAGAAAAGCCAGGGUGACAAGCGAGACCGUAAAAACUCUGCAUCAGCUGAACGAGAUAGGAAGCACCGGACAGCUGCUCCCACUGAGAGAAAAAGCCCUUUGAAAAAAGAAGACCGCUCUGAUGGGAGUGCACCUAGCACCAGCACUGCUUCCUCCAAGCUGAAGUCCCCGUCCCAGAAGCAGGAUGGGGGGACAGCCCCUGCGGCAGCAGCCUCUCCCAAGCUCUGUUUGGCCUGGCAGGGCAUGCUUCUACUGAAGAACAGCAAUUUUCCUUCCAACAUGCAUCUGUUGCAGGGUGACCUCCAAGUGGCUAGUAGUCUUCUUGUGGAGGGUUCAACUGGAGGCAAAGUGGCCCAGCUCAAGAUCACUCAGCGUCUCCGUUUGGACCAGCCCAAGUUGGAUGAAGUAACUCGACGCAUCAAAGUAGCAGGGCCCAAUGGUUAUGCCAUUCUUCUGGCUGUGCCUGGAAGUUCUGACAGCCGGUCCUCCUCUUCCUCAGCUGCAUCAGACACUGCCACUUCUACUCAGAGGCCACUUAGGAACCUUGUGUCCUAUUUAAAGCAAAAGCAGGCAGCCGGGGUGAUCAGCCUCCCUGUGGGGGGCAACAAAGACAAGGAAAACACCGGGGUCCUUCAUGCCUUCCCACCUUGUGAGUUCUCCCAGCAGUUCCUGGAUUCCCCUGCCAAGGCACUGGCCAAAUCUGAAGAAGAUUACCUGGUCAUGAUCAUUGUCCGUGCAAAACUGGUUGAACAGCGGAUGAAGAUAUGGAAUUCAAAGCUCUAAUGGACCUUUUUGAAGAGAAGUUGUGGCUUGUGUGGAGUUUACAUGGGCCUCUGAUGGAAGAAAGCUAAUCUGUUUAAUAUUUGUGCAUUUUACUAAAAUGGCAGCUUAAAGUUGUGUAUCUGCUAUUGUGAUGCCAAUGCCGGUGUUUUAAGUGGAAAAAAAAUGACCUCUUUGCUUUGUGCUGUGUACACAAGAUUUCUGGAAAAGUAAAGAAAAACCCUUUUUAUGGCUCACACAGCUUAAGAGUAGCUGUCUCUCAAACGUGCGCUCACAGUUGAGCUGCUUUUGUUUUAUUCUAAAUAAAUUGUUUCUUUUGAGGAAAA
Molecule: messenger RNA, 4379 nt
Organism: Callithrix jacchus (white-tufted-ear marmoset)
Lineage: Eukaryota; Metazoa; Chordata; Mammalia; Primates; Cebidae
Gene: RBM15
Product: RNA binding motif protein 15
Molecular function (GO): RNA binding
Source: RefSeq, a predicted model, not a curated record